AGAAAAAUUUGAAAAACAGAGAGAGAGAGAGAUCUGACAGCUUUUUUCUCUCUCAACGGACGGGUAGAGAAGGAAACGGACCUGUCUGUGACAUGGCGGACUUCACCAGGAAACUUAGCUAGGUUUUAGGAGUGUGUUGAGGUCCGUGGUCUCAAACUCUGUUUCUCUCUCUCUCUGCUACAAGUUCCAACACCACCAUCAAAUAGGUAGCAUUCUUGUCUCCGAAGAGAGAGAGGGAGAGGAGAGAGAGAGGUAGAGAGGGAGGGGGAGAGGAACGCAGUCGCAGAGAGCGAAAAUGGGAAGAUCCGCCUCCUGUUUCAAAAUCAUCACGUGCGGUAGUGACGCCGUCGACAACGGUGAUCUUGAGGCUUCAGAGAGCAAGGGUUCAAGUGACAAACGUGGGUGGAGUUUCCGGAAGAGAUCUGCCAGGCAUCGAGUGUUGAGCAACACUGUGACCUCGGAAGCCCCUUCUGGGAAUAAAGAUAACUCUGAAUCUGCUACUAUUAACAUCGAAACGCCAAUAAAUUCUAGUGUUCCAGAGAAAAUAUCCAAACUGCAAUGGCCGGAUGAUAAAACCCAGUUCUCAGCUUCAGGGGACUCAAAAGUAUCUGAAACUUUAAUUGCCACUGAGAGUGAAACAAAGGUUGACACAAAUCUGGAGAAGGAAAGUAAGGUUGACACACACCUGGAGGAAUCCCUUGCCAUAAUCAUCCAGACUGCUAUCAGAGGAUUCUUGGCUCAUGAAAUGCUUCUAAAGCACAAGAAUGCAGUGAAGCUGCAAGCUGCUGUACGUGGGCACUUGGUCCGAAGGCAUGCUGUUGGAACCCUUCGUUGUGUUCAAGCCAUUGUGAAAAUGCAGGCUCUUGUUCGUGCUCGCCGUGCUCGUCUAUCUUUAGAAGAGUCAAAUAAAGAAGAGAAGUUAGCUGGAAAUAAUGAGAAAGGCAAUGACAGCUCAAGGCCCUUGGUGAAGGAUCAUUCUCUAAGCAAAUCAAAAGUAAGGUCUGCAUCGAUUGAGAAGCUGCUUAGCAAUGGGUUUGCUCGUCAGUUAAUGGAAUCCACUUCCAAGACCAAGCCCAUCAACAUCAGAUGUGAUCCUUCGAAGCCCAAUUCUGCUUGGACAUGGUUGGAGAGGUGGAUGUCUGUUUCAUCAUCAAAUCUCACAAAACUAGAGAGACCAGAGUCAAAUGUGGAGCAGCAGGAACAAGAGAAGGCUGAAAAUUGUGCUGCUCCAGUGGAAGUGGACGAGUCAGCAGAUAUGGAGUCCUUUGUCAAGGAAAUGGCAGUACCAUUUGAAAGUGAGGAGAGCCUGAUCACUUAUGAAGCAGAAAAUUUUGAAUUUCAUACAGGCCUUCCAAGCACUACUUCCAAAGGAGAUGAUAACGCAGAUACUUCCAAUGUGAAAAUUGAAAGUGAUCCACUUCUGAAUCAAAAUAUACAAUCAGAUGGAAGCACUCGAGGGGAGCUCAAUUCUCUUACAACUAACCCUGCGAUGGAUAGUGAACAACCAAAACGAUCUAUGAAAAGAUUUGCCUCUGAACAGCUGGAGACUGAUGGAAAGAAGUUCGUAUUUGGGUCAAGAAAGUCAAGUAAUCCUGCAUUCGUUGCUGCUCAAUCAAAAUUUGAAGAGCUGAGUUCGUCGGCCAAUCCUGGUAGAUCUGUUAGUUCAUCCAAUCAGGAUACUGGGCUUGAAUCAAACCUUGAGACAGUUUCAUCUGCAGUUGAUUCUGUAAUUCAAACAAAGGAGCUUGGCCUAGCAGAAAAUUCUGUCCCCAACAAUUUAAGGGUUCAAGUUGGUGGCUCUGAGUGUGGUACUGAACUUUCUGUCACUUCCACUCUAGAUUCACCAGAUGUGUCUGAGGUUGGAGUCACAGAAUAUGAGCAUGAAACCAAAGUGCCAGAAGGGGUUGGCAAUCUUAACAGCACUGAUAACCAAGGUGUUGAAACCCCAGAUGUAUCAGCAAACACAGAGUCUAAUCCAUCUCACUCUCUCCCUGUUCAGCCAGGGAAAACUGAUGGUGUUAAUAUUGAAUCUGCUAACUCCGUUGUAGUUGUGGCCUCCCUACUGAUAGAGGAGAAGCCAGAGAGAACUGCUUCUGAUCUGCAGGUAGAGCUGGGCUCUGAGACAGGUCGUCAAGCAUACCGAUCAUCCUCAGAAGCUUCACCAAGAAGCCAUGUGACUGUCCCUGAAUCCCAAGGAACACCUGCCAGUCAGUUAUCAGUGAAUGCUAAAAGGAGCAAAACUGAUAAAAGUGGGUCAAACCACAGACGUAGGUCACUGUCAGCAGGUAAGAAAUCCCCUUCAAAUCCAAACUAUGACUCUGGGGCAAGAAGUAGUACUGAUCAAUUGCCUAAAGAUCAGAAAACUGGAAAGAGACGCAGUUCUUUUGGUUUACCUAGAGCUGAUAAUGUCGAUCAAGAACCUAGAGACAGUACUAGUAGCAGUAGCAUUCUUCCCAGCUACAUGCAACCCACUGAAUCUGCUAGAGCAAAGGCAUAUGCGUCGAACUCUCCAAGAUCAAGCCCCGAUGUGCAAGAUAAAGAACUUUAUGCUAAGAAGAGACAUUCGCUGCCUUGUGCAAAUGGAAGGCAGGGAUCUCCUCGUAUACAGCGAUCAACGUCUCAGGCACAGCAGGGUGCAAAAGGAAAUGGUGCCCAUCCUCAUGAGAGAAAAUGGCAGAGAUGAAGAAAGUUUGGAGGUAAUCUUUUGCUCACCAAGGCAGCAGCAGCCGCAGCAUCCAACCAGAAGUCCCAGAUGGCCACCUAGAGCUAAUUGUGACCUGAGUCUACUUGAUGGUUAGCUAUCUAUUUUUGGUUCUUGGCUUAAUCGUCUUGGAUAUUGAAUCAGUUGUUCCAUGCUUCAUCGCUUGGGUUGGGGGUCAGAGAGGAGGGGGGAUGAUAAUUGAUAUAUAUUAUAUAAUAUGUAUAGAGUGGAAAUGGAAAAAUUUCGUGUACAUCACUGCUGCUGCUAUUUACUAGUAGUGUUAUUACCAUGGCAUGAGAGGUUUUCCUCUUGAAGGGUUUGUUAAUUUGUAUGCGAGUUGAACAGUACUUGGUGUGAUAUUAUUCAGAUACAAGAUGAUGAUAUUGUGGUCUAUCCAAAGUUUGAGACAUCACCUGUAAGGUGGAGGGCUUCGAAAGGCUUUUCCCCGGAUGGAUGUUAUAAUAAAUUGGGUCUCUGUUUUUGUA
Messenger RNA from Malania oleifera, 3186 nucleotides. RefSeq names its product protein IQ-DOMAIN 32. The transcript is spliced from 6 exons. The record is from RefSeq and is a predicted model, not a curated record. Gene Ontology annotation, molecular function: protein binding. The coding region runs from base 296 to 2683 and encodes 795 amino acids. Lineage: Eukaryota; Viridiplantae; Streptophyta; Magnoliopsida; Santalales; Ximeniaceae.